Rubroshorea leprosula is the source of this 815-nucleotide messenger RNA. NCBI's taxonomy places the organism in Eukaryota, Viridiplantae, Streptophyta, Magnoliopsida, Malvales, Dipterocarpaceae. The record is from the annotation of a GenBank genome assembly.
AAACCAUCAGAUAGAGAGGGGAUUUUGUGAUAUCUUUUUUUUUUUGGGUGGUGCAUGGAUCAAAAGAAAGAAGUAGAGAUCAGGAGAGAAAAUCCAGUUGUGACCAAGACCAAGCUAAUAGUCGUGACCGAGGGAGGGAUUAUGAUCAAAGGAACAGAGACCGUGACAGGUACAAUGAUCGAGAAUGUGGUACGGAUUAUGAGUGCCCUCAGACUUAUGAUUCUAGAUGUCGCCACAGGUCACAUUCAAGGUCUAAGGAGUAUUCCAGGGAUUAUGAUUGUCACAGGUACCUUUUUCUCUUUGUUUAUGGUUUUUUAAAGUUUAUUUUCACAUGGAUUUGUGUAUGAGUCUCUUGCCAUUAUUGGUUCAUUUUUGUAAUUCCAUAUUUGUUUGUUUACAUGUCAAAUUGAUGCAUGUUUGGAUUAUAUGUAUGCUUCUUAUCAUAUUCUUCACUCAACUACCUGUAGGUAAUUUCAUUAUUUUCAAAAAGAUCUAACUACCUUAAGGCAAGUUUUAUCAAAGUGGAAAUGUGGAAUAGAGGGUAUAGGUUAGGAAAGUUUUGAAUUGCUUGGUGGAAUGAUUUUCAAACAGGAUUUUGUUAAAGGUGGGGCUGUAAGAAGCCAUGCUUCUCUCAUCAAGUUGAACUCAAAAUAAUAGUAACCCCAGUUUGUAUUUGGUUUCUUUUAGUUAAGUGAGUUGACUUAAACAUUUUAGUGCUCAGCCUGAGAAUUAGCCAUUCCAUACUUGUUUAACAUUUAACAAUGCAUCAUUAAUUUUGUUUUCUGAUGAUUUUUUAGCUUGUUGAAUUUGUGUUA